AGGGUGUUGCAACUGACGUUGACAGAUCAGUCACGUGACGGAUGACGUUUGACAAUUAUCUGAAUCAUAACUUCCUUGUUAUUGUCAAAACGUUUGGACCAAGGAUUCGAGGAAUGUGUCAACACAGGUCGGAAAUUCGUCAGUGUCAUCAGUAGUCAUAACCACAGAAUUGUAUUGAACGACUGGAUGUCGUAGUGAGUUUGCACUAUCAUUGUUUAUAAUGCUUGUCGUUCUCAGCAAAGGGAGAAGGCAGGGCGACCUAGCCUGAAGCUCCCCCUUGCCUCUCUCCCCUCAUUCUUCCAUCCAUUCUCUAGCCCUUGUUCUGUCUUUCUCUCCGUCUUACUUUUGGAGCCAUGAUGCUAUGUUGGGGUAGUGCGUCUUCUGGACAGCUUGGUGGUGGGGAGCCGGAGAGUUCGGUCCUAGAGCCACGGACCUGUCGGGUGUUUAGCGGGAGGGCCCUGAGGGAGGUGGCCUGUGGGGGGUAUCACUCGCUUUUCCUGUUGCAUGAUGGGAGUGUGUACACAUGUGGCUCCAACUGCAGUGGACAGCUGGGCCACGAGAAGGCCGGAAGCACGCCAGAGCUGGUGGGGGCUCUGGAUGCUCAGAAGAUUGCUGGCGUGUCGUGCGGCUCUGCCCACUCGCUGGCAGUGAAUGAGCAGGGCCAAGUAUUUGCCUGGGGGGCCGGCGGUGAGGGCCAGCUGGGGCUGGGCAUGGCAGAGCAGGUCGUCAGAGUGCCUAGGUUGAUCAAGAAGCUGUGCGAGCAUCGGAUCACACAGGUGAUGUGUGGCAACCGGCACUGCAUUGCACUUUCCAAAGACGGGCAGAUAUUCACGUGGGGCCAGAACUCCAACGGUCAGCUGGGUCUGGGGAAGGGGGAGUCCAGCACCCUGUCCCCCCAACCCCUCAAGUCUCUGGUGGGGAUCCCCCUGUCUCAGAUCAGUGCUGGAGGAGACCACAGCUUUGCCCUGUCCCUCUCAGGGGCCGUGUUUGGCUGGGGCAAAAACAGCACUGGCCAGCUGGGCCUGAAUGAUGAGCAAGAUCGUGCCGUCCCUUGCCACAUAAAGUUCCUCAGAUCCCAGAAAGUAGUGUACAUCAGCUGUGGAGAAGAGCAUACAGCUGCAUUGACAAAGGACGGAGGUUUGUUCACAUUUGGAAGUGGUUCCAGGGGCCAGCUGGGCCACGACUCCAUCAACAACGAGCCCCUCCCCCGCAGAGUCCUUGAGCUCAUGGGCACAGAGGUGUCCCAGAUUGCCUGUGGCAGGCACCACACCCUGGCAUUUGUGCCCUCGUCCAGCCUGGUGUACGCCUUUGGCUGCAACGCUGAUGGCCAGCUGGGCAUCGGUGCCACGACUGACAUCAUGAGCCCGUUUCCUCUCCGCAGCGUCCCUCCCUCCUGCAUAGCCAGGAUACAGUCCUCAGAUCCGGAGCAGUUCGUCAUUAGGAAAAUCUACUGCGGGGGAGACCAUAACUUCCUGUUGUAUGGCAACGAUGAAGACUCUGCAGUCCCGGAAGACUUCCGCAUGAUCAACACUUCCAGGAGCAUCUCGCUAAUUAAUUAUGAGAGCCUGAACAUGCUGAGACUGAAGCUGUCUGACAGCGCAGACUCCAGCAUAACCAACGAUGCCAUUCUACUGCUCUCAUCCACUGCAUGUUGGAACGCCAGCUUUCUGGACCAAAGCGAUGAUGGCCACUUCAAAACCAACCCCAAAAUCCCAGGCAUCGACCUCAACUCUGUGCGGCUACUGUUUGACAUGCUCAUGAAGCCAGACUUCUCUAGACUGUUGGAGCAGGCCACCAAGAGCUUUGAGAGCCUGCUGAUCCCUCAGCUGCCCGUCUCUCCUCCAGAUGUGGAGGCCAUGCGCAUCUACCUGAUCCUGUACGAGUGCCCCGCUCUGCAGGACUCAAAAAACUACAUCUCCCUCACCAUCCCUCUCGCCAUGGCCAUCCUCAGGCUCGACGCCAACCCCAGUAAAGUGCUAGAUAACUGGUGGUCGCUGGUGGACGGUGAGGUCUUCUCCAGGCUGGUGGAAAUGUACAAGAGCAUAGUGGUGUUCCUGCUGACAGGAGGGAAAGCCCUUCUCAUCCCUGCAUUUCUGGAGAGUUACAUUAGCGCUACGCUAAGACUCCUGGAAAAACUCCACAAGGUGAACCUGAAAGCUCAGCAUGUGGAGUAUAAUUGUUUCUACAUCCCUGACAUCACCAGCCUGGUGGACAUCCAGGAGGACUACCUCAAGUGGUUUUUGAGCAAAGCUGAGAUUAAAAUGAGGACCCCUGCAGUACAGAACUCUGUGACCCUCUGUGCCUACCCGUUCAUAUUGAACGCUAAAGCCAAGACAACCAUGCUGCAAACGGACGCAGAGCUGCAAAUGCAGAUGGCGGUGAGCGGUGCCAACCUGCACAACGUCUUCAUGCUGCUGACGCUGGAGCCCCUGCUGGCACGCAACCCCUUCCUGGUGCUGCACGUCCGCCGCGACCACCUGGUCAGCGACGCGCUGCGAGAGCUCACCGUCUACUCUGACGUCGACCUCAAGAAGCCCCUAAAGGUGAUCUUUGAUGGGGAGGAGGCUGUGGAUGCGGGAGGAGUCACCAAGGAGUUCUUCCUGCUGCUGUUGAAGGAGCUGAUGGACCCGGUCUAUGGCAUGUUCACGCACUACCCCGAGUCCAACCUGCUCUGGUUCUCUGACAAGUGUUUUGUUGAGCACAACUGGUUCCAUUUGAUCGGGAUUAUCUGCGGCCUGGCCAUCUACAACUCCACGGUGGUGGACCUGCACUUCCCAAUGGUGCUCUACAAGAAGCUUCUAGACGUUUUCCCCACCCUUCAGGACCUGAAGGAACUGUCUCCUACUGAGGGCAGGAGUCUCCAGCAGCUUGUGGACUAUGAGGGAGAUGACAUUCAGGAGACCUUCUGUCUGAACUUUGCGAUCACCAGGGAGUAUUAUGGGCUGACAGAGGUCAAAGAGCUGGUUCCAGGAGGAGAGGGCAUCAUGGUGGACAAGUCCAACAGAAUGGAGUUUGUGUCUGCGUACCUGCGCUACGUGUUUGUGGACUCGGUGCAGGAGCUCUACGCAGCCUUCUCCAGUGGCUUCCUGAAGGUGUGUGGGGGGAAGAUCCUCUCCCUCUUUCAGCCCUGCGAGCUCAUGGCCAUGGUAGUGGGCAACUGCAAUUACAACUGGGAGGAGAUGGAGAAGAAUGCUGUUUAUAAGGGCGAGUACUCGCCGUCCCACCCAACCGUGCGCAUGUUCUGGGAGGUGUUCCACGAGUUUCCACUGGAGAAGAAAAAGAAGUUCUUAUUGUUCCUGACUGGCAGCGACCGUAUCCCCAUCCACGGCAUGGCCAGCCUGCACAUCGCCAUCCAGUCCACCUCGGCCGACGAGCACUACCUGCCGGUGGCACACACCUGCUACAACCUGCUGGACAUGCCCUGCUACCGCACCAAAGAAACGCUGUGCCGUCGCCUCACCCAGGCCGUGGAGCAGUACGAGGGCUUCAGCCUGGUGUGACGGCCCGGCCUCCGGGACUCCGUGGACGGGGCCUGAAGCUGGGAUCUCGGUAGUGCUGAGAAAGGCGGAGGAGCUUCUCCGCCACGUCACUAAUGCUGCACUUUAACCAACACCACCAAAAGACAAGAGGGGUGGUGGGUGGGACUGACGUGGGGGAGCCUGUGGACGAUAUAGAGAGAGUUAUAGAGGUGUGGGAACCUGUGGACCAUAUGGAGAGAGUUCUAGAUAGCAACCUUGGCUAAGCACCUACAGAGAAUACUGAGGAAAGUGAUUCUUUUUGGUAUUUUUUUUUUUUAUGAGCUUUAAUUUACAUAUGAUUGAGAUGCACAUACUUAUUAAUACAACAGUUCUUAUAGAGGAUCCCAAAUUCCUUUUAUUUGUUUCUCCCUGUGGGUGGUUGCCAUCUUAGACACAGAAAUAGUUAAACAGAAAUGUUUAACAACCCCUUCCAAUCCUUGACCCUUUACAUACACAUUGUAAAUAAAAUGGAGGGUUUGGAA
This is a messenger RNA of Clupea harengus (Atlantic herring), 4000 nucleotides long. It is a transcript of the gene herc3, whose product is annotated as HECT and RLD domain containing E3 ubiquitin protein ligase 3. Gene Ontology annotation, molecular function: ubiquitin-protein transferase activity. NCBI's taxonomy places the organism in Eukaryota, Metazoa, Chordata, Actinopteri, Clupeiformes, Clupeidae. Gene Ontology annotation, cellular component: cytoplasm. The transcript has 26 exons. The record is from RefSeq and is a predicted model, not a curated record. The coding region runs from base 354 to 3500 and encodes 1048 amino acids.